AUGAUGAGCCGAUACGGCAGACAGUCAGAGCGCAGCUACUACAGGCACGUCGUACGCCGCCAAGAACGACGACGAUCCUACGGAGUUUACGAAUAUGAUAGCGACGAAGCAGACGGUCACGAUCACGAUCACGAUCAUGAUCAUGAUCAUGGAUCUGACGAUCGCAACUUCUACGCAGUUCAUAGGCCUGGCAACGGACAUGUCUCAAUAUUCGAAGAGGAAGAACAAUCGGGGCCACAAUUGGUGUGCUUCUACACUUCUUCGCCGAACGCUAUAGUGGAUGGCUGUCGUGCGAUACCAUGCGCCACAGAUAUGUCCGGCUGGCGGAAUGUGCUUGCUCCUCCAUGCAUCAAUGGCCAAUACGUCUAUGCUCCGCUUCAGCCGCCAGCUGAAGCUCCCAAACCCUUCACCCUCCGGGUAAUAGAUCAUACUAAUGGCAAAAGAUGGCGGCGUUAUGGAGAGUCGUAUGUUAUCGAGGUCUCACCCCUAGCCACCGGCCAUGAUAUUGCCUCUUGGAUCUUAUCUUGUGCGAAGGAUAUAGAAAAAAAUGAAGUGUUUGUGCGAUGGGAUACUGGUUCCAUUGAGGAACUGGAUUACAAUAUCGAUUUGAAGGAGCUAAAGAAGGGGUGUCGCAAUCUCAUUGUCAGGGUUAAAGAUGCGCAUGGACACGAUCAUGGACACGAUCACGGACAUGAUCACGGCCACGAUCACGGCCACAGUCAUGGACACGAUCACGGCCACAGUCAUGGCCACAGUCACGGCCAUAGUCACGGCCACAGUCACGGUCAUCGCCAUGGUCGUCAUGGUCACCGUCACAAUCACAAUCAUCAUCACUAA
This is a messenger RNA of Trichoderma asperellum CBS 433.97, 837 nucleotides long. RefSeq lists its product as uncharacterized. NCBI's taxonomy places the organism in Eukaryota, Fungi, Ascomycota, Sordariomycetes, Hypocreales, Hypocreaceae. The record is from RefSeq and is a predicted model, not a curated record.